AUGUCCGUCUCGGCCGCGCGCCCUGCCCGCCCGCUGCCGGGCCGCGCCCGCGCCGUGCUUGCUCCACACCAACGCCAUGCCCGCGCCGCGCCCGCCAUUCCGCGCGCCCCGUCCGCCCCCGCCCUCCCGCGCACCCUGCCCUGCCCGCCCUCCCGCACGCCCUGUCUGCCCGCCCGCGCCUGCUCCGUGCAGCCGCGCCUCGCCCCGCCCGCUCGAGCCGUGCAGCCCCGCCUCGCCCCGCGCGCCCCCGCCUCACCGCAGCUCGGCCCCGCCUGCCGCCGCGCGCGCGCUCGCCGCCGCCUGCAGCCGCGCGCGCCGGCCUCGCCCCGCACGCGCCGCGCCUCGCCGCCGGCCGCCUCGCCCCGCGCACGGCUGCCCCGCCCUGUCCUUGCGCCACGCCUCGCCGCCGGCCGGCCUCGCCCCGCUUGCGUCGCGCCUCGCCCGCGUGCAGCCGGCCGUGUGUCGCCCCGCGCCGGCAACGCUUCGCCCGCGUGCAGCCGGCCGUGUGUCGCCCCGCGCCGGCAACGCUUCGCCCGCGUGCAGCCGCCACCACGGCCACCGCGCCUCGCAUGCGUUGGUGGGUGGGUGGGUGGACACGGCGGCCCAGGCGAGAGAAAAGAGAGAGGGUGA
This is a messenger RNA of Aegilops tauschii subsp. strangulata, 630 nucleotides long. The record is from RefSeq and is a predicted model, not a curated record. Lineage: Eukaryota; Viridiplantae; Streptophyta; Magnoliopsida; Poales; Poaceae.